Messenger RNA from Fraxinus pennsylvanica, 306 nucleotides. The record is from the annotation of a GenBank genome assembly. Lineage: Eukaryota; Viridiplantae; Streptophyta; Magnoliopsida; Lamiales; Oleaceae.
AUGGAAAAAGGGUGGAAUUUGGAUUCAGGGGAGCUGGCGAGGAUUUGGAAAGGUGGGUGCAUUAUUAGGGCGGUGUUCUUGGAUAGGAUUAAGCAGGCCUAUCAAAGGAACCAGGGACUAGCUAAUUUAUUGGUGGACCCGGAAUUUGCUUGGGAGAUGGUUCAAAGGCAAGCAGCAUGGAGAAGAGUUGUAGGUUUGGCAAUUCAAAAGGGAAUAAGCGUGCCCAGGAUGUCUGCAAGCCAGAGUUUAAUGCAGGGAUUUACAAUUGAGAUUUCAUUGAUUGGGAUUUCAGCACAAGAAGUUUGA